GUUGGAGGCCUCUGUCUCGCUGUAGCAGCUGCUGGCUUGGCGUUUUCGCGGCACCUGGGAACGCUGCCGGCCGGUCUCAACCACUUGACCAGCGGAAUGAUCAGCGCACACGCUGGAACCGCUGGAGCCGAGCGCGAGCUGCAGCCGACGCAGCCCAUGCCGUCGCCGGCUCCGGCGCCCUCGCCGAUGAAUCCUCUGAGCACUUGA
Symbiodinium sp. CCMP2592 is the source of this 207-nucleotide messenger RNA. NCBI's taxonomy places the organism in Eukaryota, Dinophyceae, Suessiales, Symbiodiniaceae. The record is from the annotation of a GenBank genome assembly.